UGCUCAUGAUAGUACGCGAUGUGUCAUCGUGAUUUGUCAGUUGCUUCAUUUUCCAAUUUUUCUCAUUUGCUUCUAGUUUACAUGAUUUUGUGUUAAAGUUGUAAUGAUUUCUUUGAAUGUUGGCAGAUUUAACUAUUUUUGUUUAUGAAGAAUUAUAAAUUAAUGAAUGAAUCACACCCAAGAGAAUUUUUUAUUAUUUUCUAAUGCCACUGUCAGGAUCAUCAAAUGUUUAUUAAUUAACAGUGUUAGUUUCAAUCACUAGUUUCAACACCUAUUAAUGUCGUAGGUGUUUUAUAAAUUCGCAUUUGUAUAUUUCAUUUUAAAUCGAAUUUGAACAGGAAAUGGGUUUACUGUUUUCAAAACUGUGGAGUUUUUUUGGGAAUGAAGAACAUAAAAUUGUAAUUGUUGGACUAGACAAUGCAGGUAAAACAACUAUUCUAUAUCAGUUCUUAAUGAAUGAAGUUGUUCACACUAGCCCUACGAUUGGCUCAAACGUUGAAGAAGUUGUAUGGCGCAAUAUUCACUUUGUAAUGUGGGAUUUAGGGGGUCAACAAUCAUUAAGGGCAGCGUGGAGUACUUACUAUGCCAACACAGAGUUUGUGAUAUUAGUAAUAGAUUCAACAGAUAAAGAACGGUUAAGUGUUAUUAGAGAAGAAUUAUACAAAAUGUUGGCGAACGAAGAACUUUCUAAAGCAGGUGUGCUUAUAUAUGCAAACAAACAGGAUGUUAAAGGAUCAAUGGGUGCAUCAGAAAUUUCCAAAGAAUUGGAUUUAACUUCAAUCAAACAACAGCAGUGGCACAUACAAUCGUGUUGCGCUCUAACAGGAGAAGGGUUAUACCAAGGAUUAGAAUGGAUAGUUAACCGAUUAAAAAAUAAAUGACACCCUUAGUAUUAACCACCUAUGUAAAAAAUCUGUUAUACAAUAACAAUCUAUUGGUUUUUCUCAUAUUGAGAAAUGAGGUUGUGUUAUUUUGCUUUUUAUGCUACAAAAAUUAUAAAUCUACCUGUUUAUUAAUUUAUCUACUGGAAACAAAUGUCUGUAUUGUCAAUUAUCCAUACACAUUAUGUAAUUUUUAAGAAGUCUAUAAAUUUAACGAACCUGUUAUGAGAUAUAUUACUUUUUAUCCACAUCAUUAUAAAACUAUUUUCUAGUAUUUUUUGUUUGAAAUGUACUUUUUGUUACUUUGAUAAGCAUUUUAAUUGUACAGUAACAAUAGUAAGUAAAAAUAAAUUAUCUGUUACCACUUGCCAUGUUAAUUCAAUAUAAAAGGUAUCACAUCUCAACCACGUUGUAAUUAGUAUGACGACUUUGCUUGUCAACUGAUUUAUUACUUCAAAAUUAUUACCUGGACUGAAAAAAACUAGAUAAUGAAGAAUCUAAGUAGGUGUUCGUCACAGAAAGUGAAGUCAACUUUUGUUUUUUUAAAUUUAACCUCCUUUUUUUUUCUUAAGAGAAAUUACAAUGUCAUCAAUACAAAGUGUGUACCGUUUCAAUUGUUAGGGCACACAAGGGCACAGGGGUGCGGUAUGCUGGUAUGGACACAGUUACGAGGGCUGCUUUUAUAUGUCGGCCAAAUGAAGGGCUGCAACAUAAAAGGUGAAUGCUUCAUGUAGCAUCUUAAGCCCGCCACUCACGUUCCAACGCCGCAGUACAGUUUUUGAACGUCUGUGUAUGCGAUCAAGCAAAUCGGUUGGAUGUGGACGGUUGGCGAACAAGUCUGUCUGCAGCAGUACAAUCGUGUUGUAUUGGAUGGAAAUUUGAUCAUGUGUGGACAUGACUCGACAGUGUAUGUUAUUCAAACCGUGAGAGCAGUUAUAAAAGUACAUUUUCGUCAUUUCAUCAGACAUGUUGUCAUCACGAUCGCAAAUUUUUAACUGCAAGGUCGUAACGUGUGUGUGUACUGCUGCUUUUUAACAGAAUUGUACACCAGUUGCAUCCAAUACAAUCGUAUUGGGACGUUGGAACGUGAAUGGCCAGCUUUAGGAUUACCAAAAUGGUGGAUCAUCAUCAAAGGCGCUGAAGUGACAGAGAAGUUUAUCAUAUAUGAUGACAUUACGUGCAACGGCAAAAUAACUACAUGUUUCACAGAUUCCAAGGGAAAUUUGAAGAAGCCCCUGAAGCAGAUUUUUUCAUUGUGCCUGCAAUCACGAGGUGGUCUACCACUGUAGUCCAUGUUACUAUGAAAAGGUUCUCAGAAUCACUUCACUAAUUUAACUAACAACAAAAAUUCAACCAAAAACAUCAAAGUACUUUUCUCAAGGAAGAUGAAAACAACAGCGUUCACUUUCUGACUCUUCAAACGGUUCACACUUGGCGAAAAUUGAAGGCAUUGACAAAAUAAGUAGUUGAUAUGUUUAUGUUGAAAUUAACUUAGUAAAGUGACUUUUAUUAAUGAAUAAAUUAAAUAUAAGCACAA
Molecule: messenger RNA, 2418 nt
Organism: Zophobas morio
Lineage: Eukaryota; Metazoa; Arthropoda; Insecta; Coleoptera; Tenebrionidae
Gene: Arl5
Product: ADP-ribosylation factor-like protein 5B
Exons: 7
Coding region: 342-881 (179 amino acids)
Biological process (GO): protein localization to Golgi membrane; intracellular protein transport; vesicle-mediated transport
Cellular component (GO): trans-Golgi network; cytoplasm
Molecular function (GO): GTPase activity; GTP binding
Source: RefSeq, a predicted model, not a curated record